GUCGGUCGCGAUGCAUUAAUUUACUGGUGUAAGAGCUCAAAACAUUGGUUGCUGCUGUCCUGAGCAAUGGCCUCAGAUCUGCAUGCUCUGUAUGCCUUGCUUGAGGAAGCUAAAACACAGAAGAAAGAGCUGCUAUACAGCCGACCUGCUCGCACAGCUCCAGCUGACUUCCACAGAUACCUGGAUCAUCUCACCACUCAUGGAACUGAGCUGAGCGACCCGAGCCAGCUGGUGGACCACUGCAUCCGGGAGGCGGAGCCGGGAGUCCAGGAGCUGGUACGCUCUCUGCUGGAGGAGGAGCAGCAGCGAUGGACGCGAGCCGAGCAGAUCCUCAGCCAGCAGGCCGAGCGGCCCCUGUCGCCCGGACCGCCGGCCUUCACCCGGACCACCGCCACCCGGACCACCGCCACCCGGACCGCCGGCCUGGACGAGUCGUCGGACGCGUCGGAGGAGCCGCCGUCGCCGGCCGGCUGGACCGAGCACUCGUCCGCGGCGGAGAUCGAGGCCAGGCCGGACCGGCCACGCGCGGGCCAGCAUCGGCCCGACACGAGCGUGGGCGCGGACAGCGCCGUGCCCACACCGCGCUCUGAUGACAGGGCGCGGGACACACCGGCCGACGACACGGGAGGUCGCGCCGCCCAACUGUCGGAGGACGCGCCGCAGCGUGACGUGACGCAGGCGGCCGGCGUGGGAGAGGUCAUCAGCAGGUCAGGCGGCGGGAGGCAUGAGCCGAGGCAGGACGCUGGCUGA
Messenger RNA from Pollicipes pollicipes, 750 nucleotides. RefSeq lists its product as uncharacterized. The transcript is spliced from 5 exons. NCBI's taxonomy places the organism in Eukaryota, Metazoa, Arthropoda, Thecostraca, Pollicipedomorpha, Pollicipedidae. The record is from RefSeq and is a predicted model, not a curated record. Bases 67 to 750 code for a protein of 227 amino acids.